Messenger RNA from Solea senegalensis (Senegalese sole), 4127 nucleotides. RefSeq names its product choline O-acetyltransferase-like. Gene Ontology annotation, molecular function: choline O-acetyltransferase activity. Bases 239 to 2140 code for a protein of 633 amino acids. Gene Ontology annotation, biological process: acetylcholine biosynthetic process; neuromuscular synaptic transmission. Lineage: Eukaryota; Metazoa; Chordata; Actinopteri; Pleuronectiformes; Soleidae. The transcript has 15 exons. Gene Ontology annotation, cellular component: neuron projection; cytoplasm. The record is from RefSeq and is a predicted model, not a curated record.
CGUUUUCACGGCGCGCUUUAAUGUGGAGCCACAGCCUUAUGGUGAGGCGUGGGGACGUGGGAGCAGUGCAGCAGGCACGAGAGGAACUCUAUUACUCUAAUAUGGGAUUUCACGGCGCGGACGUGGGAGGCGACUCAACACACACUUCAUGGGUCCCACGCCGAUAAGGGAAUCCUGAAUUCAUUCCACUUCUAGAGUUUUCCACAACACUUUUUCUUGAGUGGACUCGAACGCAAAGAUGCCAGUUCUGGAGAGAGAGACGUCCAGAGAUCGAGGCAGCCAAGUGUUGCCAAAGGUCCCGGUGCCGCCACUGAAGCAAACCCUGGACAUGUACCUGAGGUGUGUCCAGCACCUGGUCACAGAGCAGCAGUUCAUGAAAACUAAAGCCGUUGUGGAGAAGUUUGGAGCUCCUGGAGGAGUUGGAGAGGCUCUCCAGAAGAAGCUGUUGGAGAGACGGGACAAGACCAUCAACUGGGUCUACGAUUACUGGCUUGAGGACAUGUAUUUGAACAACAGGUUGGCUCUGCCGGUCAACUCCAGUCCUGUCAUGGUGUUUCCCAAACAGACUUUCAGAGACCAUAAAGACACUCUGAGAUUUGCAGCUCGUCUCAUCAGAGGGCUGCUGGAGUAUAAAAGACUCAUUGACGAGCGAGCGCUGCCUGCGGAUGUGGGCCGUGGCCAGUUAGCGGGAACCCCUCUGUGCAUGGAGCAGUACUACCGCCUCUUCACCUCUUACCGCUACCCGGGGUUGAAGACAGACACGCUGAAGGUGCAGAUGAAGGCAGCCUCGUCAGCAGAGGAGCACAUCGUCGUGGCCUGCAGGUCUCAGUUUUUCGUGUUGAAUGUCGUCGCAUGUGGAAAGCAGCUCAAUGAGACAGAGAUCUUGUCCCAGCUGGAGAGGAUCUGGAAAAUGAUGGAAAAUCCUAAAGAGAGAUUUCCUCCUUUUGGUAUUUUAACAUCCGAUGGGAGAACAGAAUGGGCUCAAGCCAGGGAUGUGCUCAUGAAAGAUCAAACCAACAGAGACUCUCUGGCUCAGAUUGAGAGCUGCCUGUGCGUGGUGUGUCUGGAUGAACCAAGCGACCUCGUGCCCAGUGACACCAACAGGGCCCUGCUGAUGCUGCACGGCGGCGGCCGCGAGAAAAACGGCUCAAACCGUUGGUAUGACAAGUCGAUGCAGUUUGUUAUAGGAAUGGAUGGGAUUUGUGGAGUGGUGUGCGAACACUCACCUUUCGAGGGGAUAGUUCUGGUGCAGUGCUCUGAAUACCUGAUGAAAUAUAUAACAGGGAGUCCCUCCAGGAUGGCGAGUGCGUCCAGCAUCAGAGAGCUCCCUCCUCCAAAGAGGCUGUUGUGGAAAUCCAACCCACACAUCCAGGGACUCUUAGCAGCAUCUGGAGACAGACUCCAGAGGCUGGUGAAUAAUCUCGACAUGGAUGUUCUCACGUUCAAAGCUUAUGGGAAAGAGUUCAUCAAAAAGCAGAGGAUGAGUCCGGAUGCAUUUAUACAAGUCGCCUUACAACUUGCAUUUUUCAAAUGCAGAGGAAGACUCGUGCCCACUUACGAGAGUGCGUCCAUGCGGCGUUUCCAGCAAGGUCGAGUAGACAACAUCCGCUCUGCAACUCUCCAGGCCCUGGCCUUUGUGAAGUCCAUGACAGACGAGAGGGUCACUUUCACCGAUUCAGAGAAAAUGAAACGACUGCAGGACGCACUUAAAGCCCAGACGGAUUAUACGAUUGCAGCUGUUACGGGAAUGGCAAUAGACAAUCAUCUCCUCGGGCUUCUGAGGAUCUCAAAGGAGCUCAAGAUGGAGAAGCCAGACAUCUUCUGUGAUGAGACGUAUGUGGCCAGUAACCGAUUCAUUCUCUCCACCAGUCAGGUUCCGACCACUGUGGAGAUGUUCUGUUGCUACGGCCCCGUGGUUCCCAACGGCUACGGCGCCUGUUACGACCCACAGUCGGACCACAUCCUCUUCUGUGUGUCCAGUUUCUGGGAGAACACCGAGACGAGCUCGGCCGUUUUCGUCAAAGCCCUAAACGAGGGCCUGCUGGAGAUCAGGGACCUGUGCAAUAGAUGCAGCGCUGCAGCUACCAAACUGGCUGACAGCAGCCAGGGAGGCGGCCAGCCUCAUAAAUCAGGGAAGUAAGCCAUACUGAGGGAGCAUAAUCUACACAGCUGCUCCUCACUGUACUUUUAGAACUUAGAUUUUAGCUUUAGACUCAGUCAUUGAGAUGCCUUUGUGUGUAUUUUUUGUUAUAUGUGCAAUAGUUUUACCUUCACAACGAAACACAAAGCCUUAAUACAAAAUACAUUUAAAAAAAAUAAAUAAAUAAAAAACAUCAUUUUGGGUCAUCAGAACACUCGAAAGGUCGAAAUUGACCCCCUCAGCAGACUAAAAUGGACUAGUCUGCUGCCUUUAGGAAUCUGAAGCCAUGUCUGAUUUGUAGCACUGGUGUGAGGAGAGACUCCUCAGUCAGAGAGUGAAUAAACUGUGUGACCCCAGUAUAUACAGACGGGUGACAAAUGAGAAGAGUUACAGGUUAACGACACCCGACAUCCGCCGGACACGGAGGGUCAAUGAGCAGUUUGAUCGUCACUUUAAGGCAAUACCUUUUGACACAGAGGUAUUCAUCCACAUUAAUCUAAGGUUGAUGACACGCAAGUGACCCACCAUCCCACUAUUUGUCACCUGUCUGUAUCUCACACAUACACACCUGUAGAGUAGUAGUGUCAUAGUCACGAUAGAUUUAUGUCAAAAGUGUGCUUUAGUAAAUGUAGUCUAACAAUCACGACGUCCUAUAAAUGUGUGUGCUGCUGUGUUCACAACAAACCGGAUCAAUGUUGCUCUUAGGUCCACUUUAAAGUUGUUUUGACAUUGUCGUGUAAAAUCCUCACAUCCUGACAUUAGUGAGUUGCCAAAGAUGUUGUGUGUAUGUGGAGUCCAUGUGAAGAGGCACUUUAAGAUAUUUAUUGAAAGCGACGAAUGAAAACAUAGACAAUGUGUGUGCGUGUUUAGAGAGAAGACGCAUGUGAUAUGGUUUCAGUGGCACAGUCGAAGUCGUCUCGUAGCUCUCGUGUGUGUUAGAAAUUACAGCAAUAGUUGUCACGUGUAACGGCCAGUGCUACUUUAUUAACAAGAUACAGUCCAGUGGUGACUAUAGGUGAGGCAAACCACUGUGUUCAUGUGUACAUAAGUGCUUUUUAUCUGCACUUCAAUGUUAAAUGAAGGUCGUGAUGUGUCGUCGUCGUCCAGUAGGAACCGUGUGCAAUAAAAUAACUAAGUGCAGUGAGGGUUAUACUGUAUAUGUAUGUGCAAUUUACUAGAUCACUUUAUACGAUGCAUGGAGCUUACUGUAUGUGAAAGGAAAUGACCUAUGGUUCCUUUUCAGAAACCUUGGAGUGACAUUAUUGCAAUCAACGACGUCAUAUGCAUGCUGUUAGAGUCAAACGUCUGUCGUGUGUUUAGACUCGUGGUAGUUUAUCAAAUCAGUGGAGCUCGACAGUGAAAGUGUGGAGAUACUUUGUUGUUUGUCAUGAUGCCACCUCAUCCGUGUUUGAUUUCUCUCUAAAGUGAAUGUCCGCCACAUCUGCCACAUCAGAGACACACGCAUGUUUAUUCUUACAUAUUAGAUGUAUUUUUAUAUGUCACGCCAAGAGCUUAAAUGUUCAUAUAGUAUAGAAUAUAUUUAAAGUAUAAGACAAUAAUGCCUUAAAAUAAAGUCAUGCAAACUGUUGAUAAGAUCUACUAUUCUAGAAUUAUUCCAUGUUUUACUAAUGAUGUGAGUCUGAUUGGUGUUCACUGUCUAGUUUGACUGAUACAUGUAAAAGAAUGUAAUAUUUGUGGAUUUUCUCUUUGUCCUCGGUCCUCUUAGGUCGUAUCUAUUGUACCACAGUGUAGUGUUAAUGUUGGCGGAGAAAAUAAUUUUAUUCAUAAUCCAACGUGUAUGUGAAAGGCACUACGUCAUGUUAUAUUCAAUGAAUGUUGAAAUUGUGGAUUUAUUUUUUUAGGUUACAAUAAGAUAUUAUAGUAUUUUGUUGAUAAAUUAACUCUAUUUGCUUAAAGAAGAAAUGACUUUCACUCUGCUGUGAAGCUAAAAACUGAUCAUUCUGAAAAUAAAAUCAACUUCUGUGAA